Molecule: messenger RNA, 1883 nt
Organism: Bursaphelenchus xylophilus (pine wood nematode)
Lineage: Eukaryota; Metazoa; Nematoda; Chromadorea; Rhabditida; Aphelenchoididae
Source: the annotation of a GenBank genome assembly
AUGAUUUUCAACUCAAAAGUUGCUUCGGCGUUGGCCGAAGACGGUCAUAAUGUGGUGAGUAUUUUAAGAUUUUUUAAAUAAAAUAAUAUUAAUAAAAUGUGAUAAUUUGUAGAUGGGCGGGUCGUUUAAUAAGACAUGAAAACUGUUCGCCAAAAUUUGACAUGACUCUAGGUUCCGUAUAUAGAAAAAAUCACCUUUAAUAUUAGGUUGAUUCAAAAGUUUUUCCACAUGUCUUUAAAAAAUUUUUAAAAAUUUAGACCAAAGCCAGUGGGCCUGAUAUAUAUCUUGUUAGAAAGAGGGCUGUUUGUAGAUUAUAGUAGAUUAAUAACUUUUUACAACUUAGCAAUUUGUAGUAGUAGCGCCGUGUUAAACCUUAACUACUCGAAGGUAGAAAAAGUAAACCGCCGGCGUUACGUCUAGAGUGACUGUAUCUUCUUAAUAUUCUAGAAUAUGGUAUGCCUGUAUGUAAUCUCUAUGGCAUCGAGGACAAUUUGCUAUAGGGCUAGUCGAAAAAUUUUUAGUGCGAAAAAUCAAAAAUUAGGGUCUGGCAAAAGUAGACCCUGUAGACGCAGCUAUUAGAAGCACUAAGAGAUAACGCUUUCUGUUAUUGUAGUGUAUGAGUAGCACUACAACGCCAAUGCUAAACAUUCGCGCUAGCUUUAGCUAUGCGGCAGAAAAAUCGAAUCUUUCUAAUCUACCAAUAUUUUACGAAAUUUAGGGGAUUUUUACAAAAACGUUUUCUGUUCAUUACUCUCGCCCGGUAUCCUAGUUAUUUAAUAAAUAAUUGAUCCUACUUGACAUACACUAUCAGUUGCUAGACGCGCUAAGCUGAAGGUCCUCUUGCCAUACCAGUAAAAAAAUUACAAAAAUCGUCUAAAAGUGCAGUUUAUGCUGCUUUUCUACCUUAUAAGGCAAUUUCAGUUGGUGACUUUUUGAAUGUAUCAUCAGCAUACAGUCUUUGUACAACCUGAAUGGCAGCCGAGUCAAAAAAGUCUAACCCCUUUCAAAAAAUUUUUAAAAAUCUGCUUUUGAUCGGUAGCUCGGCUCUUCGGCCAACUUUAUGGGAUGCUACAAAAAACGUCAGUGUAGAUAUAAGUAGAGCAAUAAAUUCAGAAGAAACUACAGCCAUCCCCAGUACGAAUAACCCAAAACCGGAGACUUUUUAGUGGGCUGGAAAAUUGCUAGGGCCCGGGAUAUUCACCAUGACGCAAACGGAGAAAUUUUUAGUAUUUUUGAAAUAUUCUGAAAGGAAGCUUGUAGAAAAUAAAAUGCUACGAAUCAAAAAUUUUGCAAUGGUCUGCCCCAUACAUCUAUGCUUUCAGUUUUAACGUACAUUCAAUCAGGCUCCAGAAAUUUUAUUUUGAAAUGUCUCAAAAAAAUGUGGAAAAACUUUUGAAUCAACCUAAUAUUUUUUCAGACUCUAAUGGAAGUUUUUUACGAUGAACCUCCGGGCAGUUUCAACUAUAAAUCUAAUAAUUUCAACCUCUGGAAAGUGAACUUUGAUUGGCCAAAUCGGACAGCUCCAAUUUCUACCUCAAGAACUGCUAAUGAUUACUUGCCAAUAUUCAUUUUUGAUCUUCUAAAGCCCCUUUUUUAUUUCUCAAUUUUCUUUGAAAGUGCUGAUAUUCAUUCCAGACUGGCCGAUGCUUGUAAAUGUAAGUAAAUUGUGCAGAAAACAAAGGCUUGUCUAAAAUAUCCCAUUAAUUUCUUCUACUCGUAUUUUACAAACAAUUCUAGGCUUUGUCGAAAAAGAGGGACUGAUCAAAGAGAUUAAGGAAAAUAAUUAUGAUGUUCUUGUUGGAGAGCAGCUAACUUUAUGCGGAUUCGGAAUCGCUGAAGCGGCUGGAAUCAAAACGAAAAUCUGGAUGUCGAGGCAAGUUUAA